Molecule: messenger RNA, 2360 nt
Organism: Varroa destructor (honeybee mite)
Lineage: Eukaryota; Metazoa; Arthropoda; Arachnida; Mesostigmata; Varroidae
Source: RefSeq, a predicted model, not a curated record
UCUCUGGAUGCGAUUAUGUCGUAGCGACAACGAGUCCGGUCAAACGAAAGUAGGGUGCCCCGCAAGGUGCCGAUAUCAACACUGUGCCAUCGACUAGCUGAAGUUAAACUUUCCGGAUGAAGUUGACGAUUGUGAAAAUAUUCGUGAUACUAGCACUGGUCUUGGAGGCAGAAUUAAGUGCUUCUGGAAGAAGGCGGAAGCGUGGGGUGCUAUACUUCGAGGAUGAGUCACUUGCUAUUUUCGAGUUAACUCUGGUGACAACAGCCGGCUACUGCUCGGUCUUUGAUUGUAGAGAAUAUAUUCAACUCCACAAGUUUCCACAAUGGAUAAUUGAUAAUCUAAGAAUUCUACGGGGAGAUGGUUCGGAAUUUCCUUCGCGUAGCUGUAAAAAGGUGAAAUUUAAUCCGCCGGAGAAGGUUGAAAGGAAGCUGAGGAUUAUGUGGCCAAGCUUGACCUCAACACCUUCUAGGGCUAUUUGGCGGAAAAAAUUCCGUCGGCAUGGGCCUUGUGUUCUAACCUAUGCAGAAAGUAGAGAGAAAACUUUUGGUUAUUUCAAGGAGGCCAUAACGUUAUAUCAACGGAGUAAUAUUUUGAAAUUACUUGAGAUGAAAGCUAUACGACCAAACAACCGAGCGCCGGUCUCCUUGGAUAACAUGAUCUUGGCCAUUGACAGAGACAAUACGCUCGUCGAGUUCAAUUGUGAAGGCAGUCAAAACGGUAGCGACAUUCUGCACGGGGUCAAACUGUGCUUUGACUCGCCCACUGGCAAACGUACCAUUUGUCCAGAUGCGCUUCGAAAAAAAACUUGCAAAACUAAAAAGGUCUGGUACCUAAGAGACAUACAAUACUUAAAUGAAUAUAGGAAGAUAGAGAAACAGUCAAAAAACGGCAAAUUGACUAACCCUGGCCAGAGCAAUGUACGGAAGGACGACUACGACGAGUUUAAUAAUUCUGAUGAGCAGAAUGACUAUGAAUAUUACUACGACACAUAUGAAGACCGUAGUGGGUACACUGAACAAGAUAAAUCACCUUAUACUGACACUGUUGUAAAGCCACAACAAAUAGCAGUACCAAAAACAUUUAAACCAGAACACGACAAACUGGCUGAUAAAAAGCUCUACCCUAACUGGCCCGUCGAAACUAAGAAUCAUCCCUCGCAGUAUUCCAGCUGUAUACUCGCUAUGCCAAGCGCGCUAUGUGUGUUCGUCGCAACGUCGUUUGCCCUAGUCGGCCUUAGAGAAGUUACUCUAAGCUAACUUCAGGCCGUAGACGGCCAUUCAUACACGACUAUUGCGCUAUAACACGAUUGCCGUCUUCUGCUUCAGUCGUAUUAAGCUUACAAUGCUUAGAUAAGCUUGAAAUUAUUUAAAUGUUUGGCUGAUUUCAGUGUGUGACACUGGGUUUGCUAACUGGAACAAUGGGUCUUAACAGUUGCUAGUUUUACGAUUACGAUAAGUUGUUUUUGAAAGCCUUUUUUGAGCUUACGUUCUUCCUGAAAAAUGAAAACUACAGAUGAUAUUUUACUUGCGCACUUGCCGCAAAAAUUCGAAUCAGCCAAAUAUAAGGUCCUGUUAGAAUUUCCUAAAACGAUGUAUUCGCUUUCGAGUCUGGUAAAACUCGGUGGUAACAAAAUAUAAUCGUACAGAGCUAGCUAGCUAGCUAGUUAUCUCCGUAUACCCCGCCGUUUAGUAAUUCCCGUACGUCCCGCCGUGUGUGACCCUCGAGAAUUUAAUUUCGGUUGUCCUUUUCCCUAUAUCACUUGUCUAUGAAGACGGAUCUAUAAGCAUAUUAUCCGAAAACGAAGCGUCAGCCCCCUAUAGGUAAAGUACCACUGGCGUAUAACCGUUAGUGGGUCCUCGGUACGUGUAUGUUUUCGUGUAUCUUAGCAAUCACAUUGAAAUCAUUCUAUGAAUGCAGCUGCCGAAAAAAAAAAAGUGCUGAAAUGCACUGACGAGCAGUUCGAGAGCUUUCGUCUAUAAAGCCAUAAACGUUACGUUUCAUAUAUAGUCUGUGAUAGUGCUUUAUCAGCUUCGCGACAUUGACGACAUGGCGAUGACGAUUGUGCGUUGUACUGUAGUAAAUAGCAACUAGCUCCCUUCCUACAGAUCUGCAAAUUUAUCUGACUGAUGUAAUAUCAUAGAACGGAUGUAGUUUCGCCGUAAAGAGGUUCAAGGGCGUGAUCAGUAUCAACCCCCUCCGUUUUGCCUGCGAACUAGCUUCAAACUGACCUGAGGGGCUAGUACUACUACAUCACAUGCCAAGUUAAGCAAUAAAGCGGAUACGAUUACAGGUUGCAGAAGCGCAUUGAAUAAACUACGACUAUAUCGUUAACUGAUAAUAAACUCAUAAGUUAAAAUGUU